This is a messenger RNA of Bactrocera neohumeralis, 954 nucleotides long. RefSeq lists its product as uncharacterized. The coding region runs from base 1 to 954 and encodes 317 amino acids. Gene Ontology annotation, biological process: DNA integration. The transcript has a single exon. Gene Ontology annotation, molecular function: nucleic acid binding. The record is from RefSeq and is a predicted model, not a curated record. Lineage: Eukaryota; Metazoa; Arthropoda; Insecta; Diptera; Tephritidae.
AUGGCAGCUCUUCCAAAUGAACGAACCAUCCUAACCCGGCCGUUUGCUGCCACUGGUAUCGACUUUGCUGGACCUUACGACAUCAAAAACUACACUGGGAGAGCAUGUCUAAUCACCAAAGGAGAUAUAUGUGUAUUUGUAUGCUUCUCAACUAAAGCAAUACAUCUCGAACCCGUUAGCGAUCUCACUACGCAAGCCUUCCUAGCAGCAUUCUCCCGUUUCUUCUCGAGGCGUGGAUGUCCCGCCAAUCUUUAUUCCGACAACGGAACAAACUUUAUAGGAGCUUCACAGUUGCUAAUGAAAGAUCGGCGUGAAUUAUUACAGACACUUCGAACUCAAAUUACAUCUCUCCAUAGCCAUCAAAAUAUCUCAUGGCACUUCAACCCACCAGGAGCUCCACAUAUGGGUGGAUUAUGGGAAGCAGGCGUAAAAAGUCUAAAAAUCCACCUAAAAAAGAUCGCAAAACUACAAAAAUUCACGUUUGAAGAAUUUGCUACCCUCUUGACCCGCAUUGAAAGUUGUUUAAACUCUCGGCCAAUAAGCCCCAUAAGCGACGACUCAUCAAACUUGGAACCUCUAACUCCAGGACACUUCCUUAUAGGUACCCCAUUGUUAACCCCUGCCGAACCCAAUUUAGAGGAUGCAAACUUAAGCAUCGUUAACAGAUGGCAGAAACUAAAAAUACUCUACCAGCACAUUUGCAAGAGAUGGAAGGAAGAGUACCUUAAGGAGCUACACAAACGAUACAAAUGGAAAUAUCCACAACGUAAUAUUGAAGUUAACGACUUAGUCGUUAUAAGAAACGAAAAUAUUUCACCCAAUGAAUGGAAGCUCGGUCGAAUCCAAAAGGUCUUCCCCGGCUUAGACAAUAAGACACGAGUGGUUGAAAUCCGAACUGCUCAAGGCACAAUAACCCGCCCCAUCACAAAAAUUGUGAUAUUAAAUACAGAAUAA